Molecule: messenger RNA, 8830 nt
Organism: Branchiostoma belcheri (Belcher's lancelet)
Lineage: Eukaryota; Metazoa; Chordata; Leptocardii; Amphioxiformes; Branchiostomatidae
Exons: 28
Coding region: 372-6731 (2119 amino acids)
Biological process (GO): lipid metabolic process; phosphatidylinositol-mediated signaling
Molecular function (GO): phosphatidylinositol-4,5-bisphosphate phospholipase C activity; calcium ion binding
Source: RefSeq, a predicted model, not a curated record
CACCGGUACAACAAUGGGCCUCCCCUGGACCGUUAGCGCACUUAUUGAUUGAGAAUGGGCUUGCAUGUUUGGCUAACCUCAUGCCCCCUUCCCGUAUUAUAGCUGGCAGAACUGACCGAUCACAAGGUGGCUGGGGUUAGUUGUACUCUAUUCUUCCAAAGACUCUCUGGAAUGGAGUGUACUACUACGCUGUGUUUUGGGACUUGUUCUUGGCAGAGCCAGAGGAUCUAGUCUGGAGCAGACACCUAAAGACUGUUGCUAGUUUACAACAAGUUGGUUUUAAACUCUGGCCGGCAAGGCAUGUUAGCAAGCCGCCCGCUGUCAGAGCUGAAAAUUGACAUUUCACGCUGAAUCGAGGGUUGGCUUCAGGAAUGUCUGUAUCGCCAAGGCGGCCCUGGAUGCCCCAGAACUAUGCAGGACAGGGCGGCAGUGUCGCAGGGACCAGGCCUGGAGUGUUGUCAUGCCUGGUCCGACUACAGGAAGGCUCCCUCCUGACUAAGCUGAAGGAUGGAGUCCGCAGUCUUCCUAAGAACUUUUACCUGGAUGAAGACAAGUCCUGUGUCAGAUGGAAACCCUCCAGGAAAGGAGACAAUGCCAAAAUUCCGAUCACCUACAUCACAGAUGUGAGGGAGGGGUUGAGGUCAGGGACUGACCCGCCCUUGAACCUUGACCCCAGCUGCUGUUUCCACCUUAUCCAUGGCAACGAGGGGGAAGCCAUAGAACUGGUUGCUAGGUCAGCUGAGGAGGCUGGUCUGUGGGUUCGCGGGCUGAGACAUCUGGUCAUGGAGAUGAGAGAGGAGAGCGGCUUCGAACACAAACCCAUCACCAACUGGCACUACCAGUGGUUGCUGGAGUGUUUCAGCCUGGUUGACGGAGACCGGGACGGUAGAUUGACGUGGCAGGAAGCAAUGCUGCUUUUUGACAGGCUGAACAUCUACGACACCAGCGGGAAGAUACAGGACAUGGUGCAGAGAGCAGUUGAGGGUCCAGGCCUGCUGGACUGGGAGGGUUUCCUGGGUCUGUACAGGACCAUCUCCACCAGACAGGACCUCGUGGUGCUGCUCAAGAAAUACUCGGAGGGAAAAGACUUCCUCACAGCCGCAGAACUCGCUCAGUUCCUGGAAAAGGAGCAGAAGGUUGAAGACUGUAGCCGAGGACAGUGUCUGGACAUCAUCGCACACUGUGAACCCAGGGAGGACUACAUGUUAAACGGCUGGCUCGGUCUGGAUGGUUUUACCAACUAUCUGAUGAGCCACCACGGGGAGAUCUUUGACUCUUCCCAUCAUGCAGUUCACCAGGACAUGACCCAGCCUCUGUCUCACUACUACAUCGCGACAUCCCAUAAUACUUAUCUCCAGGGCGACCAGCUCCUGUCAGAGUCCAACGUCGACAUGUACGCGUGGGUCCUGCAGUCUGGCUGCAGAUGUGUGGAACUGGACUGCUGGGAUGGCCCUGAGGGUGAUCCCAUCGUGUACCACGGCUACACCCUCACUUCUCGGGUUUACUUCAGGGACGUCAUUGAUGUCAUCAACAGAUACGCCUUCAUCAAUAACAGCUACCCUGUAAUCCUCUGUUUGGAGAACCACUGCAGUUUGGACCAGCAGAGAAAGAUGGCACUGUACCUGACCCAGAUCCUGGCAGGUAAACUGGAGGUUCCUCCCCUCCCACCUGGAGCAACACACCUGCCCUCGCCUCAGGACCUCCGCGGGAAGAUACUCAUCAUGAGUAAAAAGCUGACCCCAGGUAUCCCAUCAGACACCAGGUGUGGGGAGGUGAGUGAUGAGGACAGUGCUGAUGAGAUGGAGGAGGGAUACAAGCUCCUGCCUGGAGAGCUGAUGGAAAGUUCCUGCAGGAAACACAUUGUGGAGUCUUAUGCCAGGAGCAAGCUGGCCACCCUGGCUAAGAGCGGCAAAACCGUGGCGGCAGAGAAGGAGCAUCACAAGUUGCCGGUCAGUCCGAGGCAGCGUGCACGGCUGGCGCUGGCCAACUCUCCGCUGAUCAGGAGGAAGCGUGGAGGGUCCAGCGACCACGAGGACUCGGACAGGCAACGUCAGAGGGACAGGAGCAGGAGCAGAGAAAGGAAGGCUGGUAGGAGCAGCUCGUUCAGCGAGGCAGACGCUGUGGACGCCCAGGACCGCAAGUUUGGGGCCAAAGUUCUGUCUGACACGUUUAACAAACUCACUCACAGGAAGAAGAAGAAGCAGCCGGUGAAACCGCCCGGCCUUCCCACCCUACACAGUCAGGAGCAGCUACAGGAUGUCAACGACAUCAUACCUGACAACAAGGAAGCUGUUGUCAUGGAGACCCACGCCCUAGCAACCGCAGCUGUGGGGGAGAAAGCACAGGGACAGAGAGAUCUCCUGGAUGUAGGGCGUGGAAGGAAGGGUGGAGAGAAGCACACCAGGAGAAUGCUGCUGGCUAAGGAACUGUCCGACCUGGUCUGGUACAUGGGAACUGUCAGUACUGUGGACUUCAAGUCAGACGUCCCUUGUUGGCAGGUCCCCUCCAUCAGUGAGAACAAGGCCACAGCCCUGUCUGCCGACCAUGCAGCCGACAUGGCCGCCUUCACCCGCUCCCAUCUCUUCAGGAUCUACCCCUCCGCUCGACGGGUGGACUCCAGUAACUACGACCCACAGGCACUGUGGAACAUGGGCUGUCAGAUGGUUGCACUGAACUACCAGACAGAGGGUCGUAUGAUGCAGCUGAACAGGGCAAGAUUCAGCGCCAAUGGGGGCUGUGGUUACACACUCAAACCUGCUGUCAUGUGGGAAGACAACAAGUCAUUCAACCCACUGACCACCUCUCCCCUGGCCGGAGUGACCAGAAGACAGCUGACCGUGCGGGUGUUGAGUGGUCAGCAGCUGCGGGGAGUGACCACGGCCAGUGAAGGUCCAGCGGAGCUCCGUGUGGAGGUGGAGGUGUUGGGGCUGGGGCUGGACUAUCAUAAGGAACAGACAAGGCCUCAUAGCACCGAUGGUUACAACCCCACCUGGGAUGACACUAUGACCUUCAACCUGACAUUGCCUGACCUUGCCAUGGUCAGGUUUACUGUUGUCUGCUACUAUGACCAUCAGCAGGAGGUCAUAGGGCAUCGGACUGUACCAUUCAUCAGCCUUCUCACAGGAUACAGACAUGUUCACAUGGAGGGACAUCCAGCCUCUGUCUUCGUGCAUGUUUCAGUGACAGAUUACCAGGGCAAGGGCAAGUAUCGAACUGGAAUAAAGAACUUCAUCACAAGGAACUGGAGCCUAAGACAGGGUGGGUCCUUCAGGGAGACGUCUUCCGCUCCCAUCAUUAAGAAACCUCCGGCUGUCAACUUCACCAAACGUCUUGGGAAACUCACCAUGCCCAAGUGGCAUCUUGGAUCAGGAAGCGACAGUGCCUCCACUGCUUCAGACGAACAUGAACACAAACCUGCACCAGACACGCGAGACGCCAACGUUUCCGUGGUACGUGGGGAUGGGAGCGUGGUCAGCCCCGCGGUCUGGGCUGCCCAGGGCAAAGGUCAAGGCAGACCGACCCACCUGACCAUGGUGAGGGGGGACGGAACGAUUGCGAGUCCAGCCAUCUGGGCUACACCCGGGCCAGGUAAGAUCCCAGAAGACCAGCUGAGACUAAGACGGAGAAUGUCUCCUGCCCAGACUCCUGGAGACAAUCGCUGUUCCUUCAUUGUAGAAGACACUUCUAUCGCUGGUUUUCUGACUGAAUUGUGGGACCAAAAAGCACAGGAAUACAAGGAGUACGUCAUCACCGAAGAGACAGAACAUCCAGAGCAGGGCCACCUUGAUGGACAGAGUGGAACUGUAUUUCAACAGGAGCCAAUCCAACACGUCAACGGCCAAUCUCACACCCAUGCAAACGCUACUCAAAAAGCCGCCAAUGCAACUCCAACAGCAACAACAGUAGACCAAGACAAAGUCGUCGCCAAGAAGGGAGUCAAGUUUGAGAAGAAGCGACCUGAGAUGGGGCGAGCGUUCUACAUCCAAGGCACACGGCCCAAACAGAGCUCGGGGAGAAGCAGGAAAGACAAAGCCCCUCUCGUGCACAAGGAGUCCUACCAACCACCUCAGGACAACAGCAGAACUGCCUACAAACAUCUGCAGGACAGCGGUACGUACAUGUACUCUGCACCGUACCGACUCCGCCAGGCCGGCACCCCGCCCAUGUCCCCCGCUAAACGACCGGACAGCUCGCACCUGUUCCGCCACGCCAGCGCGGACCGCCUGCAUGAUGAGAGAGAGUACACUGGGACAGAGAGGAGGAGGAGGGUGGAAGGGGAUGAGUACACUGGGACAGAGAGGAGGAGGAGGGUGGAAGGGGAACAGAGGAGGGCGGUGAACAUCGGUGCUGUACAGGGGUACAGGGAGGUCGCAGUGGAUGUACCACCCGAAAUGGAGGAGCGUAACAUACAUGUAGACAGCCAGUACAGCGACAGUCCCUACAGACGACAGCUGCAGUCUUCCACUGUCAACCCAGCUGUUCAGGACCCCAGUGCUGAGGAUCUUAGGGAGGGUGUCUCAAGACAACGCAAGAGACCUCCUUCAAGGAGCCGGGCGGAGAGAAGGAGUCGUCAAGGUCCUGUGCCUUCAGAAAUUGUGCACACUGAGAGCAAAACGUCUUCUGAGCUGGAAGCCAAGACUCCCCCACAAGAUGCUGCUGAAGAUAAGAAAGUGAAAGUUCAUGACACAACCGAGGAAGAAAGUAAAAGUGAUGAUGAAGGAACUGAAAGAAGCAAAACACCGACAAAGGAAAGAUCAGCCAACAGCUCCCCUCCCAUCUUUAACAAAGACUCGCCUCCGUUUGUCAACGGGCUGCUUACUGAGGAAGACCUGCAGUACCUUCAACAGGCGCCAGAGGACCUUCAGAGGAUCCUGGCCACAGAAGACUUCACUAAUAGAACUGACGAGUACAAGCUUCUCCUGGAGCGAGCCAAGAAGAGCGUUCGUCUGAAGGAGAUUCGGAGCAGGAGGGAGUCGUACCUGGCUGCCAUGGCAACGGAGUACAGCCCGUCAGGGAAGGACGGCGGCGGGCUAGGAGGGAGGUCACCUAGGGGUCAGAGGAGGGCGUCACGACCGAGAAAGGCUGUCGUCAAACCCUUACAGCACGAGGAAGAAACUGCACCAGUUUCUGAUGUCACUGAGAAGACGGAGGGAGUGAGUGAGGCAAAAGCUGACGACAAAAAGCCCCGGCAGGACAAAUCCAAAGAAAAAGAUGACGCUUUGAAACAAAAGGGAGACAAAGGUGAUGAUUCUGUGACAGCUGAAACUGGCCAGGUCAAAGAUGAGAAAAAGAUGACGGAGGACAAAGACAAAAGUAAAGAUGUGACAACCAUUUCUGAUCUUGAUGUGGAAGCUGAGACAAAAGAAACUUCUGCAGAACAAAAGGAGAAACAAUCAAAGAAAGGAAAGACUAAAGAUAUCAAAGAAAAGGAUAAAGAAGACACGACAGAAUCUUCCGACAGCUCGUCUGAUAGUCCCUCAUCCCCAGUGAAAACAAAUGCAACUUUCGGUGACUCGAUUUGGGACGAAAUCAGCGAUUUAUCGGAAGUCUCAGAGUCAGUGUCAAGCAGCACAUCUUCACUUGACACGGUGAUUGACACGACCAAUGACAGCAUCGAUCAGGAGCUACAGAGCUUGGAGGAGGAAGAAAGAAGAGCAGCAGAAAUCAUUGGGGAGGCAAAACCGGAGAAAAGACCUGAUCCUGAAACAACGAUCCAGCAAGCAUCAGCAAAAGAGCUCCAGCCACCGAAAGAUGAGGUUGAGAUGAAAAAGCUCAAAGAGAAGAUCUGCAAGUCUCCAACAGGCUUUGCUGGGGAUGGAGGGUUGGAAAGUGUGGAGGUUUUGUCUGAUACAUCAUCAGAAACAUCUAUCGAGUCCCAAAACGAAGUUACUCUAGUCGAAAGAGAGAAAAUCUCACCGGAAGACGUCGUCACAUCUUCAACAGCGAACAAUGAGCAAGAUACUGAAGAGGAUGCUUCAGACAGAUUUUACGCAGAAGCAAACAAGGAGUCUGUUGCCACAGAUACGAAACCUUUCCAGACCAAACCUGCACCAGCCAGCGACGAGACUGAGUGCUUCGACACAAACGGGAAAUCCAAGAGCCUUGGCGACAUCACAUCCGAGGACAUCCACUGUAACAAGUUUGACAGCAAAUACAAGACUAUCAGCAAGAGCUUCAUCACCAAAAAGAUGCGCGAGCAGAAGCGCUUCUCACCCCUCAGGGGCCCUGUCAUGCCAAAGAAGCCGUUAGAACAAGAGCUCAUCAAGCUAACGACAUUCACCCCAGAAGAACGGGCGCUACCUCAACCCACCUCAAGGCUGGAACCGAAGACGUCCACUCCCAAGAAGCUGACUUUCUCCAGUAGGAGCGAAAGUAGAGUGAAGCACAUCGCUAGCAGGAAGAGGACACAGUCCGAGUCUGGCUCUCAGGAUACAGAAGCGAGCAGUUUCAGGAGAACCGGGGAUGCCGUGUUUGUUUUAACAGCAAAGGCAGAGGCUGUGCCAAGGAGGAACAGGCCUCCCACUCCCCCUAUCUACCAAUACCGGCACAGCACAGGCUCCUACAUACCCGGCUACAUUGAAGGGCCCGCCCCAUUGUUGGAGGACAGGGGAGUCCCAGAGGGGGCGUGUUCAACCCCUGGCACAGCCCCUGACAUUGUGCCAAUGGCUUCUCCACAGGGGGACAGCAAGUUGGAGGAAGAGCCGGAGAUAUACUUUUUACUCAAUGUCUAGUUUUGGAAGUGUUACAAGAGAUAAGAUUGUACAGUUUUGAUGACUAUAUAGCUAGAGCCGUCUCUAUGUAUCAGGUACAUCACUGUUGAGCAGUGGAAUAUCACUUAUUUAACCUCCUCACUGCUUCCAAUGCCAUAGCUAGUACAUAUUUGUGCCAUAAGGCUCUACCUCAGUAAUGAGAUUAGGUUAUCACUCAUGUAGUCCAUUUUUUUCCCGUUCUGUUACUUGAAUACAAUAUUCCAACUUUUGUUUCCUAUAAACCACUAUCCUUUCCUUACAUGUACACAAUACAGUCAAACCUGUACAAAUGACCAUCUCUACAUAAGAUUCAGGUGGCCAUUGAUAUACAGUCAAACCUGUGCUAGUGACCACCUCUACAUAAGGACCACCUGGCCAUUGAUAUACAGUCAAACCUGUACUAGUGACCACCUCAACAUAAGAACCACCUGGCCAUUGAUAUACAGUUUGUACGGCCAAACUUUGACUAGUGUCCAUCUCUACAUAAGGACAACCUGGCCAUGUAUUGUUCUUUCUUAUCAAUGUAGCAAAUGUUAUAAUUGCUGUAUUGUAACAAGAGUUAGAAUAGACUGUUCCAAGUUACCACAACUUAUUACACAAAACGAAUAUCACAAAGGACUGUAGAUAUCAUUAACUUUGUUACGAAGUCUAGCUCUUAAUGAACAAGUUGCCAAUGUAGCCAACAAUUUGCCAUGAGGACAGACUGUGGAAAUUGUCACAAAAAUGUCUUUUAAAUGUGUAGCCAACAAAAUGAUACAGCAGUCAUAUAGAAAUAGUUUAGCUGUAGAGCUGUUGGCUAAAAUUGUUUCUUCAAAAUUAAGGUGUACAAAGUUGAUGCUAAAAUGCACUUCUUUUUUAUGUAUGUACAAAGUGGGUUUGAAUGCUUACUAAGUUAACUUACUCUUAGACAUGUACAGUUCAUACAAUUCAUCAGAAGUAUGAUUUGUUCCACUAAAAAAAAGUGAUAAGUUGAUGUGGAUUUUCUUGUUUGCCAAAUGUUGCAUUUUUUUUGUAUGAACCAAAGGUUGCUUGAUGUUGCAUGUUUUUUGUGAUUUUUGUCACUUACUGAAUAUUGUUUGAAUUAUGACUGACUUAACUGAUGUAUGUAUAUUUCACUCCAUACAAUAGUUAUGGGUAGGUGGAGUGAAAUAUGCUGUAUUUGCUUGAGCAAAUGUCAGCCUCUCUAGUUCUAGAUGCUUCAUGUCUGAUUUUAUGUCCAUAUGUCUAGUUGAGACAUCUUAAUUUCAAAACUUAGAAAUCAUGUGGAACUGAAAGAUAAACAAUCAUGAAAAUAGAUUCAUAGGGAAAAGUCUGUACCUUGCACAAUUUCAGAGUGAAUCUAGUAAUAAGAUGCAGGUUUUCUUUCCAGUCCUCUGUUUCCAUAUAAUUAUGCCCUCUUGCUUAGUUUUUACCAUAAAAUAAAUUGCUGUGGCGGCAUUUGCUUUACAUUUGAAUAUCAGACCAGUACUUGACGUUAGCUGCUGUAGUAACGAUCAUGUAUCAUUCAAGUUUUAUUUAAAAUAACAUUUUAAUGUACAGCUUAAUAGGAGGCUGGUACUUUUAAACUAAAAUAACUGUCAGCUUGGUGAAAGCAAAUUGGAUUAUAUGGUUACUGUAACAGUCUUCAGAUUUUGUAUACAAACUCUUCACUGCCAAAGUUGGUUUUGUAUGAUCAUAGAAAAAACAAUCAUGUACAAGAGGGCUUGAUACUAGAUAUGUUUCUAAUCAUAGCUGAUCAGGAUGACAGGAAUUCUAAAACUAUGCCAAAAAUGAUACAAUCAUGUGAGUAAUUUAAAAGCAAUUUGAUUGUGUAUUUUUCCCAAUCAUGUGGCCAAAUAACAGUUUAACAAUUUGGAAUUCUAUUGAGAAACGUGCCAUUGCUUGAAACUUGGAGAUGGUCAAAGUAAAAUCAUGUAUUUAGAUUACUCCAAGGUACAUGGACUUUGUGAAGGUAGAUUUAAAAGUGGCCACCUCUGCAUAAUGACUACCCGGCUAUAUUUUUGUUUACAUUAGGCCAUGUUGAUUUGAUUAUAUGGAUGACAUCCGCGCGCGCAUGGAUUUUCGGCCGUUUCCAAAAAAAG